AUGGCCGCCUGCAUAGCUCCGCCCGUGGACAUUUCCCACCAUUUUUCCUUUGCAGCCAAGAAUCGCACUCCGAGCGGUGUCAAGAGCUUCUACAAGUACUAUCUCAUCCCGAACAUUGCCAAUUUUGCCGGUGGCCUCCCACAUCCUUCGUACUUCCCCUAUGACACCCUCGAAGCCACGGUCGCUCGUCCUCAGCGUUUGCAGCCGUCAACAAAAGAUGAUUCCAAGGCCGACCGAGUCACUGUCCCCAAGCAGAGCACGCAGACCGACCUAUCGCGCAAGAUUGAUCUGAGUACCGCCCUGCAGUAUGGCACAGCCGAAGGGUACCCGCCACUUCUCGCCUUCCUGCGACAGUUCACCCGCGACCAUCUGCAUCCAAAUGUGCCGUAUGCCGAAGGACCCGAGAUCAUCCUCACCUGUGGCAACACCGAUGGCUUCUCCAAGGCAAUCGAGCUCUUCACCAACGUCUGGAAUCCCGACCGCGAUUGGAUCCAGCAGCGUCAGGGCGUCCUGUGCGAAGAAUUCGCCUAUAUGAAUGCCAUCCAAACAAUCAGCCCGCGUGGACUGAACGUAGUCAGUGUGGGCAUGGAUGGCCAAGGCAUGAGAGCCGCGGGCAAGGGAGGUCUGGCGGAUGUGCUGGAGAAUUGGGAUUUUCGUCGUGGUUGGCGACCACACCUGAUGUAUACCGUAACGAUCGGGCAAAAUCCAACUGGAGGUACGCUCUCGCUUGAGCGGCGAAAGGAAAUCUAUGCACUCUGCGUCAAAUACGAUGUGAUCAUCGUCGAGGAUGAGCCGUAUUGGAAUCUGCAAUUUCCCUCGGCAUACGAAUCGGAGGCUAAGGCUCGAGGCACCCGGGAAUCCACUCCAUACAAGCGAAGCUAUAACCCCGAUGGUCGGUCCUCGGGCUACGCGUUUUUGGACUCGCUGGUCCCUUCCUACCUCUCAGUCGAUACCGAAGGUCGCGUGGUCCGGCUGGACACCUUCUCCAAAACAAUCGCGCCGGGAAGUCGCCUCGGCUGGAUGACGGCACAGCCUGCCGUCAUCGAACGCGUGGCUCGGAUUACCGAGGUGACAUCCCAGCAGCCCUCCGGCUUUGUCCAGUCCGUCGUGGCUCAAACAAUCAUGGGAAGCCAAGACGAUGGAAACCCAUUUGGUAGCACAAAGAAGCAAGAUGGCCAGUCUUGGCAAAUGGAUGGCUGGGUACGCUGGCUGGAGGGUCUGCGUGGUGGUUAUGAACGGCGCAUGAAAGCCAUGUGCACGAUCCUAGAGGAGAGCAAAUUCUUGCUCUCCGAAACUCCGGAUACUUCUCAUGUUGACGAUCAUGUUGAUGGGUGGGAAGUAGUCGACCGAGUGCAGAUGUUUGAUUUCGUGUGGCCCAAAGGCGGCAUGUUUGCCUGGGUGGAAGUGUGCUUCGAUACGCAUCGCUUGCGAUCGCAGUAUAGCGCCGAGCGAUUAUCCAAGGCAUUCUGGAUCCAUCUCACUAGGAAGCCGCACUCGUGCUUGGUGGGCCCGGGUAGUCUAUUUGCACCAACUCCAGAGUCGGCCAAAGUAGCCCACAAGUACAUCCGCAUCGCUUUUGCCCCAAUGGAUGCCGAAGAUGUGGUGCCGUACACCCGUCGUCUUGUUGAGGGCUUCCGAUCGUUCUGGAAACGAACGGAUUUAGAUGGAUUGGAUGACGAGGAGGUUUUGGCAAUGCAGACAAAGAAUUUGGGACCUGACGCUGUGAGCUUUCUAGGACCUGGAUGCUAA
Penicillium macrosclerotiorum is the source of this 1749-nucleotide messenger RNA. RefSeq names its product putative aromatic amino acid aminotransferase. Gene Ontology annotation, biological process: biosynthetic process. Lineage: Eukaryota; Fungi; Ascomycota; Eurotiomycetes; Eurotiales; Aspergillaceae. Gene Ontology annotation, molecular function: transaminase activity; pyridoxal phosphate binding. The transcript is spliced from 3 exons. The record is from RefSeq and is a predicted model, not a curated record. Bases 1 to 1749 code for a protein of 582 amino acids.